Messenger RNA from Anoplopoma fimbria (sablefish), 816 nucleotides. RefSeq names its product regulating synaptic membrane exocytosis 4 (gene rims4). Gene Ontology annotation, molecular function: small GTPase binding; transmembrane transporter binding. Gene Ontology annotation, biological process: regulation of membrane potential; regulation of synaptic plasticity; positive regulation of synaptic transmission. Gene Ontology annotation, cellular component: cytoskeleton of presynaptic active zone; presynaptic membrane. The transcript has 6 exons. The coding region runs from base 1 to 816 and encodes 271 amino acids. NCBI's taxonomy places the organism in Eukaryota, Metazoa, Chordata, Actinopteri, Perciformes, Anoplopomatidae. The record is from RefSeq and is a predicted model, not a curated record.
AUGGAGCGCUCGCAGAGCCGCAUCAGCCUGUCGGCGUCCUUCGAGGCCCUCGCCAUCUACUUCCCCUGCAUGAACUCCUUCGACGAGGAUGAUGGGGUGGAUACGGAGGGCAGGAAGUUGAAGGGAGGCAUCCAGAGGAGCACGGAGACGGGUCUGGCUGUAGAGAUGCCCAGUCGGACCGUCCGGCAGGCGAGCCACGAGUCGAUAGAGGACAGCAUGAACAGCUACGGCUCCGAGGGAAACCUGAACUACAGCGGCAUGUGUUUGGCAUCGGACGCACAGUUCAGCGACUUCCUGGACGGGAUGGGACCCGCUCAGUUUGUUGGGCGACAGACGCUGGCGACAACGUCGAUGGGUGACAUAGAGAUCGGCCUCAUGGAGAGGAACGGGGGUCUGGAGGUGGAGGUCGUCCAGGCCAGAGGACUCACCAUGAAACCAGGUUCAAAGGGACCUCCAGCGGCCUACAUCAAAGUUUACCUCCUGGAGAACGGGAUCUGCGUGGCCAAGAAGAAGACCAAGUCAGUGAGGAAGUCUCUGGAUCCUCUCUACAACCAGGUCCUGGUCUUCUCUGAAAACCCGCAGGGGAAAGUGGUGCAGGUGAUCGUUUGGGGCAACUACGGACGGAUGGACCGGAAAUGCUUCAUGGGAGUAGCUCGAAUCCUAUUGGAGGAGCUGGACCUCAGCACGAUGGUGAUUGGCUGGUACAAGCUCUUCCCUACAUCCUCCAUGGUGGACCCGACGAUGGCGCCACUCAUCCGCCACUCCUCCCAGAUGUCCCUGGAGAGCACCAUUGGGCCCUGCUGUGAGCGAUCCUAA